AUUUUCACAAUUGAAUUAUGGCUGAAGAACCACUUGCCUCCAUCAAUGAGAAUGUUUGGAAUCUCUGCAGGAAUCCUUCGGUGAAAAUCCCAUGAGGAACUGAAGACACAUUCAGAUCAGGGGAUUAAACUCUAUUUAUCAUCAUGGAUCUUUCAUUUAUGGCUGCGCAGCUUCCUGUAAUGAGCGGAGCUUUCAUGGACACAUCGCCCGUUGAUGACUGCAGCACAGAAAACUAUCUCUUUAACUCAUCGGCCAGUGUGAACGCAGCAGCCCCUGCAUCAGCACCCGCGCAACAGGACGAGGAGCGCCAGGUGUCCAGUGAUGCCAUCUGGCUGUGGAUUGCCAUCAUCGCCACCAUUGGAAACAUCGUGGUGGUUGGAGUGGUUUACGCUUUUACUUUCUGACCCCUUUUACUUUCUGACCCCUUGUUGAGGAACUCAACAAGGCUUAACAGACAAUUGUAGACUGCAUAUGGCAUCCCAAAGGACAAAAGUCACGUAUUGGUGGAGAUGCUUUUAACAAAGGAGUUCUAAUACAACUGAAAAGCAUUAUCCGCUAGCAUUCACGUUCAUCUCAAUGGCAGUUGCUCGGCUGGUGCAUGCAGCCCUGGAAGUACUGUAUUUCAGCCAAUCACCUGAACCGUAAAAUGACAUGUGACUCAUUUAUCUGGAGCCUCAGGAAAAUGAUAUCAUGGCUAAACUGAUUGGCUGACUGCAACACAAGAGCACGCACAGUCCCAAUUUCUUAACUAGCAAGCUGUGACGUCAAAGUUUAUUUCACACUUUUAACACUAUAACGCCGUGUGUAUUAAAUAUGAUACACAAUGUUUGAUGGCUCC
Molecule: messenger RNA, 838 nt
Organism: Xyrauchen texanus (razorback sucker)
Lineage: Eukaryota; Metazoa; Chordata; Actinopteri; Cypriniformes; Catostomidae
Exons: 2
Coding region: 144-404 (86 amino acids)
Source: RefSeq, a predicted model, not a curated record